This is a messenger RNA of Blepharisma stoltei, 1323 nucleotides long. The record is from the annotation of a GenBank genome assembly. NCBI's taxonomy places the organism in Eukaryota, Ciliophora, Heterotrichea, Heterotrichida, Blepharismidae.
AUGAGUGUCAAUGCUCUCCAGCUCGACAUGCUAAAAACUAGCAAAAUCCGAGAAAUUUGCAGAGACCUAAAAAUCAGGACAUCAGGAAACAGUGAACAAGUAAAAUCCACCCUCCUCUUAUACCUCAGUACCGAAGAAGGCCGUGAGCGUGCCUAUCAAAAACUUAAAGUGAGUAUGCUAGAAAGACUAUUUGGUGAUGAAGACCCCAUAAAGACCUUAGUUUCUUCUUCAAGGCCAGAAACAGUCGAUACAAGUGUCAUGACAAACCCUACCCUAGCCGACAGCUUAGAAAGAAAAGGAAAAAAUAUCCGCUGUGUCUGCUUAUCAGGCUCUUAUCCUUUAAAACAAUGUGAAACCUGUGGGACUUAUCAGCAUUGGGGCUGCAUGGGCAGAAACGUCACAAUGCUCAAUUAUGAAUGCAUUUUCUGUCAAAUGGCAGCCUUAGACCUCAGCCAACAAAUACUCGAUGCAUUAGUCAUGCCUUUUUCUUUACCUAGAGAAGACCCACAAAUUACCAAUAAAAAGAUGCAGAGAAAAUUUUCCUUUACUUCCGACCAUUUGCGAAAAUUAGAAAGUGGUCAAGGGACUGUCAGGGUUUUUUUAUUUUGUAUGAAAAUUGAUGGGAUUGGGUACAACAACAUCUGGCCGUCCUCUGGGGCUGUAAUUUUAAAUGACAGAACUAUUUUAGAGCCUCACAAAAUGCAGGAGCGGCAAGAUGUCCCAUUAGACAUUACAGAACUGCUGGUAGGUGGAGAAAAUUCUUUAUCAGUCCUAAAAUACAACGACUAUCAAUACUACGUAUCUGGUAUUUUUCUCGUAAAAACCUUAAGCCUCCCAGAAGUCAGAGAAAAAAUAUACAGUUCUAUUAAAAUAAAAAGUGAAGAAGAAGGAAUUGCAUUUGUCAAGCAAAAGUUCACAGAAAGUGAAGUCGAUAUAGACACAAUUACAGUCACUUUUAAAUGCCCACUAUCUUUAAAAGUCCUUGACGACCCUGUCCGAGGGGCCCAUUGCACCCAUUUAAACUGUUUUGGGCUUGAAGCUUAUAUAAUGUACCAGACUCAGCAGAUAAAAAACAGGUGAAAUUGCCCAAUUUGUCAUGAAAGGUGCAAUAAAGUGGUUAGGGACGAAUAUUUUGAAAAAAUUCUGAUGGAGGCGAAGAUAUUUGGAGCGAACUCUGUAGAGUUCAAAAGGGACGGAAGCUAUGUACUUUGUGCAUCAAAAAGCGGGAAUAUUAAAGAAAUCAAUGAGAAAAAGACGUAUCAGAGGGUAGAAAAAAGAAAAACGGAAAAUAAGGUCGUAGCUGGGACUAUUGAAAUAGAUUAA